CAGACCGGGUGUAUCGCGUGCGUUGGACCUUGAAAGCGCCGUUUGCUCUCGAAGAACCAACAGAGAACACGCCACACAACAAUGCAAAAACCGUGAAAUCUGUACGCUUUUAAAUCGCACCUCGACUUUGACCAGAACAAGCGCGUAAAAAACGUGACGUCCGAGCAUGGGAUAUUACAGGAACCGCGCGUGCACGACGUGACAUGACAUGAUUAUGGCAUGAAUCUGCACGCUUGCCUCACACCUCCAGGGUUGGAAUCCCGCACACACAGCACAGAGGUUUGAAUCCCGAGUUGGCAUGUUCUCCCCAUUCUUUGGGGGUUUUCUCCGGAUAACAUUUGUCAGCGUUCAGGAUGAGCAGCAGCAGUAGAGAGCUGGAUGACUCUGGGGUUGAAGAAGGGCCUAGGGAAGAGCUGGAGGAGGAUGACGAGCCCAAAGUGUGCCAAGUGUGUGGAGAUACUGCUACAGGAUACCACUUCAAUGCCAUGACCUGUGAAGGCUGUAAGGGUUUUUUCAGACGGGCCAUGAAGGCUACUCCUAAUUUCCACUGUGCGUUCCAGAACAAAUGUAUCAUAACCAAGAGUAACCGACGUCAGUGCCAGUCCUGCCGACUACAGAAAUGCCUCUCAAUUGGCAUGCUGAAGGAAUUGAUCAUGUCCGAUGAGGCUGUGCAGAAACGGAGAAUGCUCAUUCGGAGGAAAAGAAUGGCCGAGGAACCAGCUGUGCUCACACAAGAACAAGAAGCCAUCAUUCAUGAGCUGCUCAUGGCUCACACAAAAACAUUUGACAUGACCUUCUCUGACUUCAGCCAGUUUCGGCCGCUUGACCGUGACGCCGAGCACACCCAGGUCGCCUCGGCCAGCCACCGGCUUUCUUCUGAAACCGAGAGAGAGGAGGCGCUACAGGACACCAUACAGAAAGUCAUCAGACAUGACUCCUCUUUUGUCAGUGUGUUCCAAACUGAGGAAGCAGAAAACAAAAGUGAAGAGGGAAAAAUCAAGUUCACCAGCCUCCCUCACAUUACAGACCUCAGCACUUACAUGAUCCAGAACGUCAUCAGCUUCGCCAAGAUCAUCCAAACCUUCAGAGAUCUAACAAUAGAGGAUCAGAUCUCAUUGCUGAAAGGUUCCGCGUUCGAGAUCGUCCAAAUGCGUUUCAACAUGCUGUUUAACGAAAAUACGGGGAUUUGGGAAUGUGGCUCGCUGAAGUACUGUAUGAAUGAUGCCCAGCGCGCUGGUUUUCAGCGCCACCUGUUGGACCCUCUCAUGAAGUUCCAUUACGCACUGCGCAGGCUGCACUUACAUGAGGAAGAGUACGUCCUGAUGCAAGCAAUUUCACUGUUCUCACCAGACCGGCCGGGUGUGAUGCAGCACAGAGUGAUUGAUGAGCUUCAGGAGAUAUUAGCUCUCACACUACAGAGCUACAUCAGUGCGAAGCGAAGCGGCCCAGAGAAACAUUUACUGUUCCCAAAAAUCAUGGCGUGUCUGACUGAAAUGAGGACUAUGAACGAGGAACACACUAAGCAGGUGCUGCAGAUUCAGGACAUCCAGCCAGAAAUGUCCCCCCUGAUUCUGGAGAUCGUGAGCAGACAUUUCUGACCCUUAUACUAGACGUCAUACCUCAGAACAAACAACAGCAAGAGCAUGUAAAUCCUCACGGUUGAACAUCACAGGCCCGCUUCGCGCUUUUUCUGUGGACGUCUUUGGUACAGAUGGAUGAUUCGGUGCGUGCGUCGUGCCAAUGCAGCAUUCCAGCAGCUUUACUUUGAGCUGGCUCAAACAUUACACAAGGAUGUUUGUCAUAAAAAGGUACACUGUGAUGAUCAGAGAAAGGAUCGGCGAGAUGUGACAUCACCGGCUAGUGCCUUUAUCUAAGAUCUCAGUUAAAGGCUAAUGAUAUUAUGAUCCAUGUGACCAAUGACCACUAGCCACUUAAACAAAAACAUGGCAGAAUUAUAGAGAAAUGGUUGACAAACCCCCAAGCUUCAUUUGUAUCAAAUGAAAUACUCUUAACAAUUCCGUAACGUAGCACCGGACAGAUGUUGACGAUUUUGGUAGUUACGUCUUGCAAAAGUUUGGCUAAAGGCUGGGUGGGAGUGCAAUGUUGACCAAACUCAGUUCUGCCUCUCUACAAGCCAGUCCUCUGCCUCGUAAAGGCAGAGCUCAAGGGUGGAGCGGAGAUUGAAAUUGUUACAGACAUCAAGCAUGCGCUACCAUCGAUGUAACCCAGGAUGGCUGAAAAAUCGCGUCCGUGUCAGCCUGAAACGGCUGAGAAACUGUGCAUAGCUACAGCUACACUAUAGUCAGUGACUUAUAUGAUGGUUACCUGAUAACAUGGCCAUGGGUAUCUCUGAGGUUGCUGCUACUAAUCAAAUAGCCACAGAAUGUUUAAAUACAUCUCAGAAAUGCUGCUUUAGAUGGAUAAAUGAGAUUAGAAAAUAUAAGCUCCUUUAGACUAAACCUUAGUCACACCUACCAGUAGCAGUGUUUCAUUGUAAAACAUUAAUAGGCUGUGCACCUGGAUAAAUGUAGCCUAGUUCAAAAGGAGAUUAUCGGUUUGUUGGCUGGACUCAGGCUUAUUUUACUCAAGCUGAUUGAAAGCUUGUGGGGUUUCUUCAAACAGUUGAAGAAACACCAGGCUAGGUGUUUAGGACACAGGUUUUCAAAAGUGGGGUCCGAGGACAAGACGCCUAGCCAGGUGUGUGCGUGUUUUGUCAUUUUGUUACAGUGGUGAAAAUCACAGACCACAGCUCGUCUUAUUAGAGUGUCUGUAUCAGGAGCGUAACACAAUCACGCUAUCUUGUAUUAGUUUAUUACUCCGAAUAUCCGUAUCGGUAUUCAGCUUUAUAGACAAUGUGGGCAUGGUGUAAAAACCAGACGGUGGAAAUCCCAGCACUCGAUUAUUAAUUUUUGUUUGUAGCCGUUUGGAAUGUUUUCUAAUGAAUUUAGAUGGUCCUGUUUACCAAAAUAUAAACAAAUUAAAUGAAAAAUACUCCAGUACAAUGUCCAAAUAGACCUAAUGUUCAGGAAUAAAAUACGUGCAGUUAACAGCUGGAAUAUUAUUGAACAUGUUCAAAUAAUGAGCCUAUAUAGCUGGAUUAUAUUGAUCAAAUAAAUCCAUACUGAAUUUAUUUUACAGUUUGCUGUCUGCAGAAAGUUUGAGAUCCCUGUGCUGCAGGUGAAUUGCCAGCCAGUCAGUGGUCUAAAAUAGACAGGAACACAAUUCAAGACACUGCACGUCCUUAACUGACAGACGAGUGGAGGUGUAAACAAGUGUUUAUUAAAGAAAGCAUACAUGCAACUGCUUUCUUAUCUCGGGAUCUUAAAAUUUAGCCCGUUUCCUACAAUAAACCAAAUCAAUGCAAAGACAUGACCAGACAAGGCUAAGGUCCGAGGUUGAUACAGGGUUUGCAUGCACUUUUAAUUCCACCACUAAAUGAUAUAGGAUCCUAAAUGCCAUGUAUUGGCAGUAAAUGUCAUCAAAAUGGUUAAAUUGGAAUAAAGUUACUCACAUAAAUGCACCCUGCUGGGGAAAAAAUAUAAAAACAAACAUUAGAAACUCUCAAAGAAUUUGUAAUGGGUUUAAUGGUUAUAAUGGAAACUAAUGCUCCCUGUGGGUCUCGACUGGUAAUUUCUUGCCCUCUAUUGUUGGCACGUUAUGUCUACUGGUAAGGACCAAUAAUGGUAAUGGUUUUAAUGGUUAGCUGUUGGUUUGUAACGGUACUUGUACUGGAAACCAUUAGAAUUACUGUGAUGGUUCCGGUUGUUUUUUUUCAGCAGGGUAUUUAAAAAAACCAAACAAACAAACAAAAAUAUAUACCCAUUAACGUAUAUAAGACUUGCCCUCAAUUUGAUUCAACUGUACUUUGAACACAUCACAAAGAUAAUGGUUUUAUUCUUAGAAGGAAAAUAAAGCACUGAAGAGGCUUUACUGCCUUGCUUUAAAGCGCACCGAUUAUGGUUUUGAAACGUGCCUAAUUUUGUUUUAGAGGUUUCAUACAAUAGAUUUACAAGCAUCCAAGAUCAAAGAUUUAACGUGCUCAUAAUUUAAACUGCAACAUCACCCCCCCCCCCCCCCCCCCCCCCAAGUGUCAAAAACGACUCAUUAAAUGAUCCGUUCUAAAGGAUUCAUUCUAAACUCCUCCUUUCAGAGAGCAUACUCUGUUGUGAUUGGUCAGAUGUCCCAGUCUGUUGUGAUUGGUCUACCGCUGUCAGCGAGCAGCCAAUGAAGACCAGAGCUUUUUUUUCAGAACUUUUGAUUUUUGAAAGUUUGCAGACGUUUUUACAUUCACAAACAGCUCUAACAACACACUACAUGAAAGGAAAUAUUUGAAAAACCAUAACAGGUGCACUUUAAGUUAUUCUGCCUUUCACGUACAAAGUCACAUGCCAGUGAUCGUGUAUAAACCUUAGAGCUGCAACCAUGAUGCCUGUGGAAAGAAGCUGUCCAUUGUAAACGAUACAACCCCCCCUCCCCCAACAAUAUUUUUAAAAAAACACUACGAUGCUAAUCGUGUUUGUUGUAGGAAGAGAUUAUGCUUAAACGUGUGAUGUGGGAUGUGUACGUCGUGAUAUUUUAUUACAAUAAGAGAAGAGAUUUAAUACUACAUGAAAAUUUUAUGUUGUGAGAUUUCACUUGUAACAUGUACCUCAGUGAUGGACUCUACAGGGUGAAGGGUGAAAGUAAUGCAAAGUUUCUCAGAAUAAAAACGCCAAUAUUGGAAGUAAUCGAACAGGAAGAACUAUGUGCUCGGAUGAUGUACACCAUUAGCGAUGUAUUUCACCCAUACGUGUGCCAAUCAGGGACAAAAUGGCACUUUUGGCCAUAUGGGUCCUAAAAAUACAUUAUGUGUAAAACAUGAUCACCAGCACCGGGAUGUUUAUUGCACAGUACUUCAGUUUACAGGUCGAAAAAUGUUACAGCGCCAUCUGGUGGCACAAGUACAUAGAAGCUCAGCUUUAACUGGAGUCUAAUGACCACAUCUGAGCCCAGGUCAGGUCAGGUCGCUUACACACACAUUUCAGUUUUGAUAAUGUACCAAAGUGUAUGUGUGACACCAAAAAAACACAAAAAAAACAAAAACAACAAAAAAAAAAAACAGCCAAAUGUUUCUGUAUGAUGUCUUUUGCUGUCUGCUGAAAUGCUUUAAAUGUAAAUAUAGAGGUUUAUUAAUGCAACCAAACUGUUUACACACACAUUAGUGUGCAGAAUGCACAAAUUAAUGAACCAUCGAUGAUCAGUGAAGCCACUCAGGUCUGUUUUCUGUCUGAAUAUAUUUGUAUAGAUGUUCUAAGUUAGGAAAAUAAAUGGGAUGUUUAAAGUUAAUGUAUUGUUCAUUGACAGCUGUGACUUUUAAAUAAACUUUCUCUUAUUACAAAAA
Molecule: messenger RNA, 5380 nt
Organism: Ictalurus punctatus (channel catfish)
Lineage: Eukaryota; Metazoa; Chordata; Actinopteri; Siluriformes; Ictaluridae
Gene: nr1i2
Product: nuclear receptor subfamily 1, group I, member 2
Exons: 10
Coding region: 354-1598 (414 amino acids)
Biological process (GO): cell differentiation; negative regulation of transcription by RNA polymerase II; positive regulation of transcription by RNA polymerase II
Cellular component (GO): nucleus
Molecular function (GO): zinc ion binding; RNA polymerase II cis-regulatory region sequence-specific DNA binding; nuclear receptor activity
Source: RefSeq, a predicted model, not a curated record